Durusdinium trenchii is the source of this 4285-nucleotide messenger RNA. The record is from the annotation of a GenBank genome assembly. NCBI's taxonomy places the organism in Eukaryota, Dinophyceae, Suessiales, Symbiodiniaceae.
ACGGAUCAUACCUACGGUCCAUGACCUAGGGUCCUUCGCGAUGGUCUUACAUCCAGACAGAGGUCGUCGGGGCAGAGCUCCGGGCGUUCUCGUCCGCGCCGUGCUUUUGGGCGCUGCUCUGCUGAGCUUCGAACCGCUCCGAGGCCUUUGGAGCUUCGUGUCCAGUCCCAGGCCAAGUCGACAGCAUGCACGUACGGCGGCCCAUGCGGGCGCGAGGUCUGACAAGAGACCCUCUCCCAUCCCGGAGCAGGUGUCGGCGAUCCUGCAGAGAUAUGCCAAGACGCUCAAGGUCUCGGAGGUGAAGAGCUCCUUCCAGAAGAUCCUUGACUCAGGCACUACUCUCGCGGUGGGGCAAUACAACCGGGCACUGGAGGCCAUGGCCAAGGCCAAGCGUCCAGGGGAUGCCGCGGAGUUUUUGACGUUCAUGGAGGCGCAGGUUCAGCCGGAAGGGGCUGCUUACGACCACCUGGUCACCAGCCAUUUGAAUGCUGGUGACUUCGAGGAAGCUUUGAAGACGCUGUUAUCAUCGCCCACAGUUCUCUUGAAGACCUGCAAGCGCCUGCUGCGAAGCUUGCUGGAGCAGAAGAAAGACGUGAAAAGUGCCACAAGGCUCAUGAGCUGUAUGCCAGCGAUGGGUUUACAGCCCAGCUAUCCCAUGUACAAAGGCAUGGUGGCGGCCGCGGCCGAGGAAGGUAAUCUAGACCUGGCAGACCGUUGGUUUCAGCAGCUGAAAGAGAAUGGAAUGCAGCCAGAGAGUGGAUUGUUUGUUUCCUUGAUCAAAGGUUGCUGGAAGGCUAGAGAUCCCGAACGCGCAGUUCGGUACUUCAAUUUGAUGCGACGACUUCCGGGGGAGGAGGCGACGUUCCCACGAGGCACCUACAGCUGGUUGAUCCGCAGCCUCGCGCAGGACAGAGACGCCGAGUCAGCAGCGAACUUGCUGGAGAGGAUGCGUGCAGCUGGCCUGGAUCCGAGUUUGGAGACCUACGAAGCUGUCUUGAAGGCCUGGAGCGAGCUGCAGCUUCCCGACAUGCGAAAGAAGUUGGAACAGUCCUGGAUCCAAGGGCUGAAGGCCAACGGAACGAAGGUGAGCCGAGAUGUCUACAAGACACUCAUGCGGGCGUCCAAGAGCGACAUUCGAUCGAUGGAAGAAUGGAUGAACCAAAUGCAGAUGGCUGGACAUUGGGUCGGCGUGUACGAGUACAACAACCUACUUCAGGCUUGUGAAAGUGCGAUCGACUAUCGCUCAGCGGAGAAAUGGUUUGACAGGAUGACGCAGGCCAAUGUCACGGCGAAUGCCGUGUCUUACAACUUGAUCAUCAAGACCAUGGCCAAGGCCGGACAGCCCAAGAAGGCCAAGCAAUGGGGACGCAGAAUGGAGCAAGCAGGUCUUCUUUCAUCGAAGACUUUGCAGUUUGAGUUGGUUGUGAAGAGCUUGCUUCAGACCAGCCAAAAUUCAGCGGACUACAUCGCUGGAUGGGCGGCAAAAGCAAAUGAGCUGAAGAAGGACAUGAAUGCCUCGGUCUAUCACAACGUCAUGCGGGCCUACUUCCUGGAGAACAAGCCAGAGGAAGCCAGGCAAUGGGUUGAGUGGAUGGAGACAAAUGGCACCUCUACGAAUAGCGAGACCUACAUGAUGCUGAUGAGGUACGAUGAUCGCCAGACCACAUUUUGGCACCAGAAGAUGGACGAGAAGGGUGUUCCGCCCAGUACCGACAGCUUCAAUUUGGUGCUGCGCUCCCUGAGCGAAGUCAAGGGCAAGAAGAGACUUCCCUUGGUCGAAGAGUGGUAUGAGAGGAUGCAGGAUGCGGGUUGCCCCCCGAACGAGGAAACCUAUGCCCUGCUGAUCUCCGCUGCCGCUAAGAGCGGCCAAAACGAGGCGGGGGAACAGUGGUUCAGCAAGAUGACCAAGAGUGGCCUAAGUCCGGACCGCGAGGUGUAUCAAGCCUUGAUGCUCCGAAGCCUCCGAGAGGGGGACCCGGUGGCUGUCAGGCAGAUCUUGGACUGGAUGGUCUUGAAGGGCAUUAAGCUCAACAGGGGCAUGUACAAUCUGGCGAUCCGCGCCUUCGCGGAGGCCGGCGAGGCCGAGGGCGCCGAAGAGAUCUUCCGGAGGCUACAAGCUGCUGGCCGCGAUCCCGACGAGAGGAGCUUCUUCCACCUCAUUGAUUGCCAUGUGCGGCAAAGAGCGAUGGAAAAGGCGAGAGACUGGCUAGACCAGAUGCUGGAGAUAGGUGUGAGGCCUUCGUUUCGCAUCUACGCUGCUCUGGCUGCUGGCUAUGCCAGGACAGGAGAUGUCGCCAGCACCAAAGAGUUUUUAGACACGAUCAAGGUCAAGAUGUACACCUCCAAAAUCACCAGGGACACUUGGACUGCAAUGAUGGAGCCGGUCUUGUGGUGCCUGGAGCAGGCGGGGGAGGAGGAGGAAGUGCAGAACUGGCUCGCCUUCGCGGAGCAGAAAGGCUUCCCCGUGAACGUCGCCGAGCCCAUGGAAGCUGACGAGGAUGCUGAGAUGAAUGCACCACAGCAGAGGACCGAAGGUGGCCGACCAAGAGGGGCAGGAGAUGCUGACAAGGUGAAGCAGGCCAUGAAUGCCUUGGAUGCCAUGAAAUCACAAGGAAAGACUCCCACGAUUGAAGACUUCAACAAGGUGAUGUGGCGCUUUGCGUCCUCAAGCCGUUCGCAAUAUUCGCAGGCCCGCGACUUCCUCGAGACCAGCAUUUUGCCCGUCAUACAGCCCACUGCGAGGACCUUCCUGGAACUCUUGAGGUGCAACCGCAGGGGGGAUGGGCGCCGCGGCAUCUACACGCUGGAAUGGAUGCAUGAUCAGGGCUUCACCAUCACCAGGGCCCACGUUGAUGUGGUCGCAAGGCAGCUGGCCGAGGACUUUUUCAAUAAGAAGGUGCAAGACCUAGAGGGCUUGCUGGAGAAGGUCUUGGCUACUUUGGAGAGAAAGCUUCAGAGCGGCUUGUACCAAACCAUGAUUCUGAGAGCAGCUGAGGUUGGGCAGCUGGAGACGUCCAAGGAGUGGUACAUGCUGGCACAGCAGUCCGUCCCGGAUUUUCGGAUCUCGCCUCGGACUUGCCGAAAGGUGGCGAAGGCCCAUUUCAAGGGAAACGACGUGGUCGGCACCUUUUGGUGGUUGGAGCAGGCCAGAAGACCGCGGCGAGAACAGCUCGGCGAAUUCAUCGACUAUGUCGCACAAGGCGAUUUCUCCGGCUCUGAGCAGCGAGCCGACAGGAGGGCAGGUCUGGUGGAUCGCUUGGCCGCCUUUGUGACCAGGUUGGCGUCGGAAAAGGAACUCCAGAAAGAGGAGGUGCCCUACUUGGAGGUCAUCGAGGCCUAUGCUGCUGCAAAACAUCCACAAGGUGCAACAGCUUGGCUGGAGGAAAUGGUCGCAGCACUUGGUGAUGCACCUGUCGAGGCGUACAACACCGUCAUCAGGAGCUAUGCGGAGGCCGGUGACAUGGAGGCCGCCAACCGGUGGCUUGCAAGGCUACAGGCCUCCAGCACGGAGCCCACAGAGGCUUCGUACGAAGCGGUCCUGGAGGCAUAUGCCUCAAAGGGCGAUGUUGCCAAGGCCCAGGAGAUCUGGAAGGAGCUCGCCGCUGCGCCCAGCAACGAGGCCUCUUGCUCCAUGCUCCGCACGUUCUGCGUGGCCAAAGAUGCCGAGCAGGUGGAGGCGUUUCUGGAGCGUUUGGAAUGGGAGGGUGUGCAGCUGAACCAGCGAACUUACCUGGAGCUUGUCAGGUUUUACAUUCACCAGGGCAGCUUGGAGAAAGCGUUGAUCCUUUCAGAAGAGAUGGCCAUGGGUGAAGUUGAGACCGGAUCCCGUGCCUGGGUGGAACAGCUACAGGCUGCACAUGAGCGACAGGACCGCGGGCAUGCUGAGAAGGUGGCUCUCGCCAUGGCCCAGCAGAAAGUUCGCUUGAACCCAGAGGAUGCAGGACUGCUGCGAGAAGUGCUUGGGGACAGCUUUGAGGCAAGCUCGGUGAUAUCUUCACUUACUAAACGCCGAUGAGGAUGGACGCCCUAGCAUCAGUGCUGAGCUGAAAUUGCAGCGGGAAUUUGGAUGGAUUAACAGAUGCUUUGAGAGCGUUCAAGUGACAUGUGAUAGUUGUUUUUUGGCUCCUUACUCUUCCUGCUGGGCGAGGAUAGAGUCAGGGGGGGCAUCCCCUUUCCAGCUUGGACAAAACUAUACAAAUCAUUUACAGUAUUUAGUAGCCUGUGCGACAUGCGUAGUGCCGCACAUGUGUCCAUCUGCGAGCGCUUGGUUUCAUCCACUGGGCAG